Phaedon cochleariae (mustard beetle) is the source of this 1570-nucleotide messenger RNA. NCBI's taxonomy places the organism in Eukaryota, Metazoa, Arthropoda, Insecta, Coleoptera, Chrysomelidae. The record is from the annotation of a GenBank genome assembly.
CAAUGAUCUUAGAUCUAUUACCUAUAGUUACUGUCCUAGUAAUCUUGAUAGAAGCUUGGAGUGCGCAGUGUCUCAGUGGAAAUGAUUAGGUCAUGAACUGCUCAGAAUUUAGUGAUCUAAAAGUACACCAAAAUGGAAAAUGAAAGUUCAGCUAUACCCCUAAACGGUCCACGAUUUGGAGUUCGCCAUGUACAAGUAUUCUUCAUAUUUAUGCUGAUCACGAUUGCAUUUGGGACGAGGGUGCAAUUAUCUGUCGCGAUUGUAGCAAUGACGAAUAGUACUGCGAGUUCGAAUCCGAAUGUUCCAACCUAUGACUGGGAUAACAAAAGUGUAAUAUUAUCCUCCUUCUAUUGGGGAUACAUCGUACUCCAAGUGUUCGCUGCAGAACUGGCUAAAAGAUAUGGCGCCAGAAAGUUUCUGCUUGUAGCAAUGACAGUGAAUUCGACGAUUAACAUGCUGGUUCCUUUGAUGGCUAGUUUGCUCGGAUCUUACGGCGUAAUGGGCUCCCGAGCACUUCAAGGUCUAUCACAGGGAUUCUUCUACCCUUCUAGUCAUAAUAUACUAGGAAAAUGGGCACCUUCCGAGGAAAGAAGUGUCCUCAGUACUGUAGCUUUUUCAGGUUCAUCUUUUGGUACAAUCGUGACUAUGGUAGUAGUCGGAAUAUUAUGUUCUUCUUGGAUAGGAUGGGAAUCUUCGUUUUAUAUAAUUGGUGCAUUAGGAUACACCUGGGUAUUUUUCUACGCAAUAUUUGGUGCUAGCAGUCCAGCAGAACACAAAACCAUAUCUAAAGAAGAGAAAGAAUACAUAGAAAGUUCUUUGGACUCCGAAGAUGCUAGUAAGUUACAAACUCCAUGGAAAUCGAUUUUUACUUCCCCACCAUUUUUGGCAGUUUAUAUCACCCAAAUUGGAACAGUUUGGGGUAAUUCGACUUUACUAGCAGAGAUACCAACUUAUAUGAAUAAAGUGAUGGGUUUCGACAUCACAUCGAAUGGACUUUUGUCAGCAGCACCAUACCUUACCUCUUUCAUUUUUGCCUACUCAUUUAGUUUCAUAUCGGAUUACAUCGUCAACAACAAUUACCUUUCUGUAACUUGGUCAAGGAAAUUGUUCACUAUGAUAGCCACCUUGAUUCCAGCGAUGGCGCUGUUGGUACUUGGAUUUCUUCCGUUGGGAUACACCACUCUCUCAGUUGUAAUGUUGAUAGUUGCUGUGGGUUUUCAGAGUGCUCAAACUAGUGGUUACCUCAUCAACCACAUAGAUCUCUCUCCAAAUUUUGCUGGUACCCUCAUGGGCAUUGGAAAUGGUACUGCCAAUAUAUGCUCAAUAUUGGGUCCUCUAUCGGUCCAAUGGAUCGUCACAGAUGAGACCGAUAAAUCUCAAUGGAGGAUAAUAUUCAUAAUAGCAGCCAUGAUGUACUUGUUACCUUCAUUGUUCUACUUAUUUUUCGCUUCCGGAGAAGUGCAACCAUGGGAUUCCUCAUCAGACGAUGAUGCAGUGAAGAGGAGAUUAAGGAGGAAGAAGAUCUCUGUGUAUUCUAUAAUGUCAAUAAAUUGAAUGAAUUCAAAUUAAU